GGGGUUUCUUCUCCCAAUAGACUUGCGACCAACAAGCAUCGAUGCAAAGCGUUUUUUGUGAACAUUGCCUACCUAGGGUCUGGCCAGACCUGACGUAUAAAAGACCACGACAGAGUGCCGUAGUCUUGACAUUCACCUUAAGUUCAUUCGACCUUGAUGUCAUCCGCCUCGGCUUCUCGUCCACGUUGUCCUUCAGCUUUGCCUUCGACCGCUGACCACAUCUCAAGGUAAGAUUGAUUUCGAGCGACCGCCCGCAAGAUAUCCCAUAAUGGUCCGACUUCAGCUACUUGCGUCUGUCACGCUGGCUCUUGCUAUCGCACACCAUGCUGCUGCACUCCCUGGCACCUUGGACGUUUUGUCUCUUAUAGAUGGACAAGUAAUGCAGCCUCCCCCUCGGAUCGACCCGGCCUGGCAGCAGGGAGAGCCUAGUAACACCAACGGCCUCAUGACUUUUACUAUGGCGAUCCAGUCUUCUGACGUCUCAGGGUUAGAGAAAAAAAUGCUCGCUAUCUCCGAGAGCCACGAUGGGCCCAACGGAGGCAUGCCCUGGCUCAGUGAGGACGAGCUCAAGGCCUUUGCCAUGCCUUCGGAGCCCAGCUUGAAUGCGGUCCGCGAUUUCCUCUCCGCCGCUGGCAUUAAAGACGGCCAGAUCAAAUACUCGAAGUUCAAAGACAGAGUCACUGUGCAAGGGGUCACUUUGGGCCGCAUUGCACAGCUUUUUGACGCCCAAUUCUUUGACUACAGCCUCAAAGGCCAGCACGAGGUGGCUCGCACGCUGACGUACACCAUCCCUGCAUCACUGAAAGGCACAGUGACCACCAUCUCACCCUUCAAUGUGUUCAUGAAUGUCAAGGCCAUGACGACCAAUGUUCGCCCAAUGCUACCUGAGGGCGUGCCCGCCGUCGCCGAACCCGACUCGCUCGAAAGUCGGCCCGCCGGCAGCCGCGUGUCUACAUUGGUAGGAGCGAAGCGCCAUCACACGACCAUGCGUCGUGGCUCGGCCGCUGAGCGUACAUCGCACAGAGCUCAAAAAUCGUACACGGAGUCAAUCGCGGCUCCCUCAGCAUGCAGUCUCACUGCAGUGACGCCCGCCUGCCUUCGAAGUCUUUACAAAAAUGAUCUCUACAAGCCCCAGCCUCAUCAAGCAGGUGAAGAUGUUGCCAUUAUGGGCUACAUUGAUCAAUCUGUUUCGCAAGCGGAUCUCACCGAAUUCCUCAAGAUAUAUCGUCCAGAGGCGGCGGAUGUCCUGUUGCCCAUUCGAAGCAGCAGGGAAGCUAUUAAUCUCGAACAGAACCCAGGUCUCGAAGCGAUGCUGGAUGUCGAGACCGUGGUCUCUCAGAUCUGGCCGCUCAAGGCUGCUUUCCAAGAUGUCGGUACGUAUCUCACCCAAGGCGAUGUCUUUCAGAUUGCUACCCAAGAUUUUAUUGACAAGUUCGACCAUACCGACCGCCCCCGCGUCGUCUCAACGAGCUACGGUGCCGACGAGACAGGCAUGACACUGGAUCAAGCGCAGCUCCUGUGCGACUCUAGCAUGAAGCUCUCAGCUCUAGGCACAACCCUUAUCUACUCAAGUGGCGACAAUGGCGUUGCUGGAACGCAAGGGCCCCCCGAAGGAACAAAUACCUGCCCAGAAUUUACCCCAACUUACCCGAGCGGCUGUGCUUUUGUGACGAGCGUCGGCGCAUUGCAGAAAUUUGCACCAGAAGUAGCCGUCGGCCAAGAUCUCGCAGGCUACUAUGGCGGGGCUGGCUUCAGCAACUAUUUUAAAGUGCCUACUUGGCAGCACAGCGCUGUGACGGAGUACUUUGCCCGAGACGUUGCAUCGACCCCUCCCGCAGAGGGCAAUUAUAAUCGAUCCGGCAGAGCUUAUCCGGACCUAUCAGCUCAAGGAUACGCUUAUGCCAUCGUGCAAAAUGGCCAGAAUCUCACCGUUUCCGGCACGUCGGCCAGCGCACCGACCAUUGCGUCUAAUAUUGCGCUGCUGAAUGAUGCGCGCCGUCGGAAAGGCCUCGGCACGCUCGGCUGGCUCAACCCGGCGCUGUACCGCGACUCACGCGGAUUCACCGAUAUAUUGAAGGGCGGCUCGUUCGGAUGCACUAACCUCCCCACGCAGGCAGAGGACAACCGCUUUCCCGUCGGUUCGCCUCUGCAUUCCACUGGAUUCCCUGCUACCAAGGGAUGGGAUCCCUCGACCGGUGUUGGCUCACCCGUCUUCACCGUGCUCCGCGAGCGAUUCCACGCAAACUAAUGCGUACAGAGUGACGUGUCUUUGAGCACAUCGCAUUUGCAAAGUGUGUUGCGCGACACAAUUUCGCUUCCUCGCAUAAUGUGGCUAAUAUAAUAUCAGAAAGUACGCUAACAUGUGUACAGUAUUGCAGUAUGCUCCGCAAUGGAAGCGAUGCAUUGUAAGAUAGAGA
Messenger RNA from Tilletiaria anomala UBC 951, 2417 nucleotides. RefSeq names its product subtilisin-like protein. The record is from RefSeq and is a predicted model, not a curated record. The transcript is spliced from 6 exons. Bases 269 to 2248 code for a protein of 659 amino acids. Gene Ontology annotation, molecular function: tripeptidyl-peptidase activity; serine-type endopeptidase activity. NCBI's taxonomy places the organism in Eukaryota, Fungi, Basidiomycota, Exobasidiomycetes, Georgefischeriales, Tilletiariaceae. Gene Ontology annotation, biological process: proteolysis.